This is a messenger RNA of Penicillium olsonii, 774 nucleotides long. Lineage: Eukaryota; Fungi; Ascomycota; Eurotiomycetes; Eurotiales; Aspergillaceae. The record is from the annotation of a GenBank genome assembly.
AUGAAUCCCUCACCUUACUCAAAUGAUCAGUAUACGGUUGGCUGGAUCUCCGCCUUGAGCGAUGAGUUCAAGGUAGCCAUGGCUAUGCUGGAUGAGGAGCAUGGCAGGCCGCAGUCAACACCUCGAGAAGACACCAACAUGUAUCAUUUGGGCAAGAUCGGCGCGCACAACGUUGCGAUGGCUUGUUUACCGGGAGGGCAAACGGGAACUGGCCCAGCCGCUGUCGUGGCAGAGAACAUGCGCCGCACCUUCAAAGGCAUAAGAUUUGCUCUCCUUGUGGGGAUUGGAGGGGGUGUCCCAGGCAAGGGAAAAGAUAUCCGUUUGGGUGAUGUUGUGGUGAGCUAUCCCACUGGGACCUACACCGGAGUUGUACAAUACGACUACGGGAAGCUCAAGGGCAAUGGUCACAUCCAAAGAAAAGACUGGUUCUCCCCGCCACCUAGCAAGUUUCUGUCUGCGGUUACUUCUCUUGAGGCAUAUCAUACAAGACCCAAGAACCCGAUCAACCGUAUGCUGGACUUCCUCGACGAGCUGGGCGAGGACUACACAUACCCUGAACCAGAUGAGACUCCCGAUCACUUGUACAAAGCGGAUCAUAAUCACAUUCCCGAUGCUGGAACAUGUGAUUCCUGCAACCCAGAAGCACUGAUUUCACGAAAACGCCGCAAAACCCCAAGCAAGCCAUGUGUCCACCUUGGUAUCAUUGCGUCGGGAAGUAUGGUGUUAAAAAGUGGAACCGAAAGAGACAAGAUCAACCAGCGGUAUGAGAACUAG